AUGCAUCUUCCUCUUUUUUUUGCCGGCUUGUUCUUUUCGGGCUUGGCCUAUGCCAAUUCAGGCGCACGUGCCUCAGCUACCCUAUCGAGCUCCUUGAGUACCUCUUCUGGCAUCCUUGAAAUUCCCCAGGGAGCCUUGUGUGCUUGUACGAAGCUUUCUCAUUCUAUGCCCAAGAGUGUGAUUCUUCCGGGCUCGAAAAACUACACCACUCAAACGGUCGACUACAUCUGGGAUAUCCGGGCGAAUCUUUCCCCUGCCUGUGUUUUCGUGCCCAAUACUGCUGCCGAAGUCUCGCAAGCAGUCAAGAUCAUCAAUGAAUGCCAGGCGAACUUUGCUGUCCGUGGUGGAGGCCACAUGAACUACCCUGGAGCGAACAACAUCGAUGCCGGUGUUCUAAUCGCUUUGUCGAACCUCAGUACCGUUGAUGUGAAGACUGACACCGUGGAAGUCGGCCCCGGUCUAAAUUGGUAUCAGGUGUAUUCGGCACUCGAGCCCUAUGGACGCGCUUGUGUUGGUGGUCGUAUGAAGACCAUCGGCGUCCCUGGUCUGACUCUGAUCGGUGGUUUUCAUUACUUUAACAACAAGUACGGAUAUGCUAUGGACAACGUGGUCAGCUAUGAUGUUGUUCUUGGAAAUGGCACCCAGGUCACCGCAAACAAGACUUCACACAGCGAUCUUUUUUGGGCUUUGAAGGGCGGCGCAAACAACUUUGGUAUUGUUACGCGCUUUGAGCUGAAAACUUUCGCUGUCCCGGAGGUCAGCACAACCAUUCAGGUCUUCAGCGAGACUCACCUCCCCCAGUUCCUCUCUGCCAUCUGUGAGUCAGCCAAGCUAGAUGACGAGGACCCCAUUGCGGCGGGGGUCUGUCCUUGGUGUUCAGGCUGGUGUCAGCAACCCCCCUCCCAAUUCGCCAACUUCACCAAGAUUCCCGCUGAGGCGAGAAUCAACAAUGUCACCACCAUCAAGACGUGGGCUAAUGCCCUUGACUCCCCCAAACAGAUGUUCCGUGUUCAAUUCUCUCACAAGUCCAUGAAGCCCGACGCUAAGGUCCUCUACUCGAUCUACAAGGCAUGGAAGGCUGCCGUUGACACGAUUUCCGAUGUCAAAGGUCUUUACCCGACUUUUGUCAUCAAUUAUGUCUCCCCCUCUUCGGCCCGCGUGGCCAAGACCAACGGUGUUGGUAACGUCUGGGGUCUCGAGGAAGAGCCUCUCAUAAUCUGGCAAUUCAGCACCGGCUGGGACCUAGCCCAAGAUGAUAUUCGCGUGGAGGCAUGGUCACGUCAGCUAGCUGAGCACCUCCACAGUAUCAACAAGCAGCUAGGGAUUGCUUCCGAGUUUGUCUAUAUGGGCGAUGCUGGUGAGUGGCAAGAUCCUUAUGCGGGCUUCCCCGUAGAGAAUGUCGCCCGCAUGAGAAAGAUCAGAUCCACCUACGAUCCAGCUGGAGUGUUCUCCACUCUUAGCUGGGGUGGGUUCAAGCUUGGUCUUUAG
Messenger RNA from Penicillium pulvis, 1488 nucleotides. Its product is annotated as FAD-binding oxidoreductase. The transcript has 5 exons. The record is from RefSeq and is a predicted model, not a curated record. Gene Ontology annotation, molecular function: FAD binding. The coding region runs from base 1 to 1488 and encodes 495 amino acids. Lineage: Eukaryota; Fungi; Ascomycota; Eurotiomycetes; Eurotiales; Aspergillaceae.